CAAUGCUGAGUCAAGAACACACGGAUUACACCUACUGUUCCAACAGAUAUCAAAGAUCAUUUCUUUUUCAUUUGAUCAUUUUUCUCAGCUCACACAGUGAUAUGGAUUUUAACCAAACUUUUGAUAAUGACAAAAAGAAAACGAUGAAGCAAUCAAUGCUGCUUUGCUGCAAGGUCUACAUUUCCGAAUCAAGGAAUGAUGCGGCCCUCGAUCUGAUCGAGCGGGCAGCGAGGCGCGAUGGGGAGACCGUGAUCGUUAACAAGUUCAAGGACGACGACUACAACAGAGUGCGAUACAAUCUCGUGUCCUACGUUGUUCAUGACAGCUUAGGCUGUCCAAUCUACACUCCCCUGCAGCAGAGUGUUGUUGCCAUGGCUGAGGCUGCCUAUGAAGCCGUGAACCUCGAGACGCACAGCGGGGCCCACCCCCGGCUGGGUGUCGUGGAUGACAUUGUGUGCCACCCGUUGGCCCGAGCCUCGUUGGACGAAGCUGCCUGGCUUGCAAAGACCAUUGCCUCAGAUAUUGGAAGUAGAUUUCAAGUGCCAGUCUACCUAUACGGAGCAGCCCACCCGACAGGGAGGGCGCUGGAGGCCAUCAGACGUGAGCUCGGCUUCUACCGGCCCAACUUCAUGGGCAAUCAAUGGGCCGGCUGGGCGCAGCCGGAGAUUCUGCCAGAGAAACCCGACCUAGGGCCGGAAUCCGUCUCACGGGCUCGAGGUGUUGCGAUGGUCGGGGCGCGUCCUUGGGUUUCCACCUACAACGUGCCGAUCAUGUCCACGGACGUCUCUGCCACAAGACGGAUAGCUCUCAUGGUGAGUGCCCGGGGUGGAGGCCUUCCCACGGUGCAGACACUGGGACUCGUUCACGGGGAGGACUCGACUGAGAUAGCUUGUAUGCUGCUCGAACCGAACCAGAUUGGGGCUGACCGGGUUCAGAAACAGGUGGAGCUGCUGGCUGCAGGAUUAGGGCUUGAUGUGGAGAAGGGCUACUUCACAGAUGUUCCUCCAGAGAUAAUCAUUGAGAGAUACAUAAAAUCCAUUUCUAAUGAUUCUUCUCCUUGAAAUGGUUUUGUAUGUGCUGAUUCCUUUUGUCAGUGUAUCAAGCAAAAUUGAGAUGACAGAGCUGGAAUUUGAAUAAUGUAUGUAUGUUCUUGCUUUA
Salvia hispanica is the source of this 1158-nucleotide messenger RNA. RefSeq names its product formiminotransferase cyclodeaminase-like protein. The record is from RefSeq and is a predicted model, not a curated record. Gene Ontology annotation, molecular function: folic acid binding; transferase activity. NCBI's taxonomy places the organism in Eukaryota, Viridiplantae, Streptophyta, Magnoliopsida, Lamiales, Lamiaceae.